Molecule: messenger RNA, 3275 nt
Organism: Nilaparvata lugens (brown planthopper)
Lineage: Eukaryota; Metazoa; Arthropoda; Insecta; Hemiptera; Delphacidae
Gene: ncm
Product: pre-mRNA-splicing factor CWC22 homolog
Exons: 12
Coding region: 294-3173 (959 amino acids)
Biological process (GO): mRNA splicing, via spliceosome
Cellular component (GO): catalytic step 2 spliceosome
Molecular function (GO): protein binding; RNA binding
Source: RefSeq, a predicted model, not a curated record
UAAAAAAGUAGCCUACUAUUUUUUUUAUAGAAUGUUAUUGUAACCUGUAAUAUUGUCGACUGAGCAUGCGCAUUACAAAGCAUUUUUGAUUGUUGAUCCCCAUUUACCUUGUUAUGGAAGAAUGGAAGUUUUUUGGUGGUUAUCUUGUUCCUUGUUGUUGGUUCUGGUCUGUUCAGUGUAUUAUCUAAAAUGAAUUUAUGUUAAUUUAUUGAAUAAUUAAUAUUUUAAUUUGGAUGUAGCUCUUGAAUUAUUUCUAUCUUGAUAAAGCUACUUAGGUUUUCAUUUUCAAAGUGAUGGAAGAGAGUAGGAAAAGAAAACACCAUCGUCAUCACAAGAAGAGCAGCCACCAUGAUUCAGAUCACGAGAGACACCACAGAAAAAAGAAGAGAGAGGAAAGAGCGGCUGACGAGAAUGAGAUGCCUCGAAAGCGAUUAGGUGAUGAUUCAGAUGAGGAAUCGUUCAAUGAUAGAGAGCGACAUAGAGAGGAGAUUGAUGAUUCUGAUUUGAAAAAUGAAUCGACUGAAAGAGUAAAACAUAGAGAUGGUAGUAGGAAAAAACAUCGGAAAAGAGGUCAUGAUGAAUCAGAUACCAAAGGUGAAUACGAAGAGAGAAUUACGAAGUACGAAGAUGGUGAUGAUGAUGAUGAACAAUAUGUUAGAAGGAAAGGUGAUGACGAUGACAGGAGGAGGAGGAGAGAAAGGUAUGAUAAAGAUAGUGACAGGCAUAAAACUAGAAAAGGUUAUGAUUCUGAUUUUAAAGAGCCUUACCCAGAAAGAGAAAAAUACAGCGAGGAUAAAAAACGACACAGGAAAAAAAGAAAUUAUGAUGAAAACUCGUCUGAUAUAAAGGAGCCAUACCCAGAAAAUGAAAAGUACAGUGAGGAUAGAGAGCGACAUAGAAAAAGAAGAAAUUAUGAUGAGGAUUCCUACGGAAGAGGACGAGGCAUGUAUACAGAUGACAGUGAACGAUAUAGUGCUAGAAAGUGUGAUGAGUUUGAUAGUAAACAGUCUUCAAAGAAAAAUAACGUUGGUCCAAGAUAUUACAGUACUGGUGUGUCUGAAGAGAAACAAGACAGCACAAAGGAGAGCAAAGUUGAUAAGAGUGGGGAAAAUGAGAAGGAAGAUGAAACAAGUACACCCGCUGCUCCCGAUGUCAUCACCCCAGCACAGAAGAAGACAGUGGACCUCCUGACGUCACGCACUGGAGGUGCUUACAUUCCGCCCGCCAAACUGAGAUUGAUGCAAGCCAGCAUCACCGACAAAACAAGUGCUGCUUACCAACGUAUAGCGUGGGAGGCUUUGAAGAAGUCGAUCCACGGUCAAAUCAACAAAGUGACGACCGAAAACAUCGGCAUAAUUGUGAGAGAACUGCUGCGUGAGAACAUUGUCAGAGGCAGAGGUUUGCUGUGUCGGUCCAUAAUACAGGCACAGGCCGCUUCCCCAACCUUCACUAAUGUCUAUGCUGCACUUGUCUCAGUCAUUAAUUCAAAGUUUCCAAAUAUUGGGGAGUUGCUGUUGAGACGAUGCGUGAUACAAUUCAGACGUGGUUACAAACGAAAUGACAAACCAAUUUGCAUAUCUGCGGCUACGUUCGUUGCUCACCUUGUCAACCAGAGAGUGGCUCAUGAGAUCUUAGCUCUAGAAAUCCUAACCUUACUUGUUGAGACUCCAACAGAAGACUCCGUAGAAGUAGCAAUUGCUUUCCUAAAAGAGUGCGGUUCAAAACUGUUGGAAGUCAGUAACAAGGGAAUGCGCUCCAUUUUCGAAAUGCUUAGGAACAUUCUUCACGAAGGAAAACUAAGCAAAAAGGUGCAAUACAUGAUUGAAGUAAUGUUCCAAGUGUGGAAGGAUGAAUUCAAAGAUCACAAACCCGUCAUAGAAGAACUUGACCUGGUUGAAGAAAUGGAGCAGUUCACACAUCUGAUAACCUUGGACGAGGCCACUGAUGGCGAAGAUAUUCUCAAUGUGUUCAAGUACGACCCAGAGUACGAGACCAAUGAGGAGAAGUACAAGACAUUGCAGCGAGAAAUUCUGGGCGAAAGUGACUCGGGAAGCGACGAAGACGAAUCUGGAUCUGAUGAUGAUGAUGAUGAAGACGAUGACGAUUCAGAUGCCCCAGCUGGAGGAGAAGCGUCCAACAAGCAGACCAUCAUCGACAACACUGAAACGAAUCUGGUGGCCCUUCGCAAAACUAUUUACCUGACCAUCCACUCGAGUCUUGACUUUGAGGAGUGCGCGCACAAGCUGCUCAGGAUGCAGCUGAAGCCAGGCCAGGAAAUCGAAAUGUGUCACAUGUUUCUGGACUGCUGUGCCGAGCAAAGAACCUACGAGAAAUUCUUUGGCCUUCUGGCUGAGAGAUUCUGCCAGAUCAACAAAAUCUAUGUGGCGCCGUUCGAGCAGAUCUUCAAGGACAGUUACACGACGAUCCACCGCGUGGAGACCAACAAGCUGCGCAACGUUGCCAAGUUGUUUGCGCACCUGCUGCACACCGACGCCAUUUCGUGGGAGGUGCUCUCCAUCAUCCGGCUGAACGAGGAGGACACCACCAGCUCCAGUCGCAUCUUCAUCAAGAUCCUCUUCCUCGAACUGUCCGAGUUCAUGGGCAUGUUUAAUCUCAACCAACGUGUCAAGGAUCCAUCUCUUCAAACAGCUCUGGAAGGCCUCUUCCCACAUGAUAACCCUAAGAACACCAGAUUUGCUAUUAAUUUCUUCACAUCCAUUGGACUUGGAAGUUUAACAGAUGAACUGAGAGAGCAUCUGAAAGCUCAGCCAAAGCAGAGCUCAGUGCCACAGCUGAUUGAAGCCUUGUCGACUACAUCUUCGGAUUCGUCAUCAUCAUCAUCUGACGAUUCUUCGUCUGACGACUCCUCAUCCUCUUCAUCUUCUGAGUCCGAAGACAGCGGUCAAGAAAGGAAGAAGAAAAAGAAGAAACCGGCGUCCAAAGUGAAGUCAAGAGAGAAAGAAAAUGGCAGAAAGUCUGAGAAGAGCCGGAGUGCAAAAUCUGUUCAAAAGAGAAAUUCUGACUCUGAAGAGUCCGAUCACCACAGAUCGAAAAAGAAUGCUGACAAAAAGAAAUCAAUAUCCAAGGAUAAGUCUAGGAGUCAAAGCAGGCAAUCUUCAAAGGACUAUAGUAGUUCGAAACAUAAUCCAAAAAAGUCUAGAAAUAAACGAUAACUUAUUGUGAAAUUUUUCCACUAUAUUUUAACUAGCAUAGGAAAUCUGUUGUAAUUGUAAUGUAUGAAUCAUUGAAUGAAUUACAAAUUUCAAUUGGUUUUA